UAUAGAUGUCCAUCUGGGCCGGGCCCACCGGGCGGCCCACGACACGGCACGAAAGUGGCCCGGCCCAGCACCGGCACGGCCCGGCUUCAAUCGUGCCUGGGCUAGCCCGGCCCGUUCGCCGUGUCGGGCUGGGCCACAGAAAUCGGCCCGUCGGGUAUAGCCCGACCCGGCCCGCCUGAGGGGGAGGCACGCGGCGGCCCGGUUAGGUUAACCGGCCGCGCGCGACGCGCCCCAGUGGCCCAGCCCAGCAGCCACACCCCGCCGCCGCAUUUACGGACACAGCCUCAGUGUCGCCCUCGCCUCGCCAGUCGCAUUUACGCUCUCGCCCUCGCCUCGCUCUCUCGCCCUCGCCUCGCUCUCUUGCUCUCUCCGCCCGAACCCUAAUCUCCUCUCCCCUCUCUGAUCUGCGGUUCGCCGCCGUCCGCCGGUGUCUCCUGUGCUUGGAAUCAGUUGCACGUCGGUCGCCCGCGCCGUGCUUGGACAUCUAUACUUCCUCUCUGUCCUUACCUUCCUCUCCCGGUCCUCUCCCUAACCCUAAUCCCCUCCGGUGUUCCUCGCUCCACGGAUCUCGGCCAUCGUCCGUCGUCUCCGGUGCUCCGACUGCACAAGGUAUCGGUUAAAUCGGGUGCCGUGCAGUCGUUGAGGAGUCGGAGACGGGUGCCGAGAGCCGAGAGCCGAGAGUCGGAGACCGGUGUGUUCCUCGUCCUCGUUGUCGAGGUCAAGGUCUCAAUACUAUGGAUCUUGACCCGGCUGCAGAGGAUGAGGAGGCGGAGCGACAACUUGAGGACCACAAUGAGGCGAUGGAUGCUAGACAAGCCUUAUUGGGUGUUGGUGUCACUCAUUUAGAUCCAGUCGACCUCGAGGAUUUCGUCGCCUCUAGAACAGGCACUGGCACUGCUACGGACUCCACGAGCCCACCAGCAUCUACCACUGCCUCUGCUGGUGGCGGCUCAAGGAAGAGAUCCAAAGUUUGGAACAAUUUCGACGAGUUAACCAAUCUGGUAAAUGGUAAGCGUGUAAGGUAUGCUGCUCGAUGCAAGUUCUGUCAUGAGACAUUAAGUGCUAGAUCCUCUUCUGGUACUGGUCACUUGCUUAGACACAAUUGUAGUGCUAAGAAGGCCCACGAUCGCUCUGGCCAAACCCAAACUGUGCUUAAGUACAACCCCGAUGGUUCUUUGCAGCGUUGGGAGUACUGUCCUUCUGUUGCAAGGAAUGAACUUUGUCGUUUGAUAGCUAGAGAUGAUCUACCUCUAUGGCAUGGCUCCACUGAUGCAUUUCAAGAAUACAUCACUCGUGCACAUAACCCUAGAUUUGUGCAUGUUUCUAGGCAAACUACUGCUAGGGACAUGAUUAAGUUAUAUAAUGAGCGUAAGGUAAACUUAAUUGGUACUUUGAAAACUGAUGUUACAUCUGUUUGUCUAACCUCUGAUAUUUGGGCUGGCAAGGCUAAGGAAGACUAUUUAAGUGUAGUUGCUCAUUUUGUGAAUUCUCACUGGGAAAUAGAAAAAAGGUUGCUUGGUCUAAGGUUAAUUGAUGGUAAACAUAGUGGUGUUAGUAUUGCUAAUCUGGUUGCUACUAUGAUAGAUGAUUAUGCUUUAACUGAUAAAGUAUUUGCAAUCACCUUAGAUAAUGCUUCAUCAAAUAAUACUGCCAUGAAAUAUCUGAGACCUUUCUUGUCUGGUUACCUUGGUGUGCCUGCUCCUGUUGUGACUGAUGAUGAUGAUGAUUCAUUUACACCUACUGAUGAUGACUUGUGCACUAUGUUCUUGCAUCAAAGAUGUUCCUGUCAUGUUAUUAAUUUAAUUGUUAAAGCUGGUCUUCAACAUUUGAAAGCUUAUAUUGAUGACUUUAGAACUGCUAUAACCUUUUUAAAUGCUUCAAAUCAACGAAUAGCUGCAUAUAAAAGCUAUUGUAUGAGUAUGGCUAUUCGUCCUCGUAAGUUUGGUGUUGACAUGGAUGUUAGAUGGAAUUCUACAUACUUAAUGCUUAAACACCUAGUACCAUACAAGUCCAGCUUUUCUGUUUUUAUCAAAACUCAGUAUCCUUUGCAUUCUGAUGGUACUCCUUUACUCACUGAUGAUCAUUGGACAAUUGCUGAAAAAGUUCUUUCUUUCCUAGAAUUAUUUUAUGAAUCCACAGUUGCAUUGUCUGGUGUGUACUACCCUACUGCUACUUUGAUGCUACACCAUAUUCUAAGGAUAGCCAGACAUCUAAAUGCAUUUGAAAAUGAUAGACUUCUUAGGGCUGCUGUUGUUCCUAUGAAAGAUAAAUUUUUGAAAUAUUGGAGGGAUAUUCCUAUUCUAUAUGCUGUUGCAUUUAUUUUAGACCCAAGGGCUAAGAUGAGGGGUUUUAACAAACUCCUUGUCAGGUUAGCUAGCUUAACUGGUACAAAUUACUCUAAUGUUCCAAUUGAAGUUAGAUCUAAACUAUCCAAGAUAUUUCAGUUGUAUGAAGCUAAAUUUGGUGACACACGCCUGCGUGCUAAUCAACACCCAACAUCUCUUGGUUCUGGUAAGAAAAAAAUGGCAUGGGAUGAAAUCUAUGGUGAUGAUGACUAUGAUGGUGAGCUUUCUGUGGGAAGGAGACCAGGUUCUAGUUCUAUCUCUACUGCUGCAUCCACUUCUGAGCUGGCAUCUUACUUAGAUAGUGAUACUAUUACUGAGUUUGAUGAGGACUUCAAUGUCCUAUCUUGGUGGCAUCAGCAUAAGCUCACUUAUCCUAUUCUUGCUCUACUUGCUAAAGAUGUAUUGACAGUCCCAGCUUCUACUAUAUCUUCAGAGUCUACCUUUAGUCUUGCUGGCAGGGUGAUUGAAGAGCGUCGACGUCGCCUGGCUCCAGAUAUGGUCGAGGUUUUGUCUUGCAUAAAAGACUGGGAGCUUGCUGAUGCUCACCUGCAGCAUACUGUGGAGGAAGAGACAAGGGAACUUGAAGCUGAACAUGAGAACUUGUACCUUGAUGAUCCAGAAGAACACAACCAGUAGUUGGUGGUGGACUGGUGGAGUGGUGGUUGGCUAGCUUAGUUGUUUGCCUGAUGCCUGAUGGCUUAUUCUUGUAAUGAACUCAUGGACUGUACUGUAUCUGUAUGAACUUAUGCCUUAGGGCUUAGGAGCUGUGGCUGUACUCUUUUUUCCUUCUUAGGCUUUUUUCUCACGAGGUGUGAGUUUUUGCCUAAGAAGGUUUUUAAUGAGGCAGCCAUUGCACACAGCUCCAUAAUUAUUUGUUUCCAUA
This is a messenger RNA of Zea mays, 3228 nucleotides long. RefSeq names its product zinc finger BED domain-containing protein RICESLEEPER 2. NCBI's taxonomy places the organism in Eukaryota, Viridiplantae, Streptophyta, Magnoliopsida, Poales, Poaceae. The transcript has 2 exons. The coding region runs from base 735 to 2981 and encodes 748 amino acids. Gene Ontology annotation, molecular function: DNA binding; protein dimerization activity. The record is from RefSeq and is a predicted model, not a curated record.